Molecule: messenger RNA, 2631 nt
Organism: Anoplopoma fimbria (sablefish)
Lineage: Eukaryota; Metazoa; Chordata; Actinopteri; Perciformes; Anoplopomatidae
Gene: pim1
Product: Pim-1 proto-oncogene, serine/threonine kinase
Exons: 6
Coding region: 180-1184 (334 amino acids)
Biological process (GO): protein autophosphorylation; negative regulation of apoptotic process
Cellular component (GO): cytoplasm
Molecular function (GO): ATP binding; protein serine/threonine kinase activity
Source: RefSeq, a predicted model, not a curated record
UCCACAAACAAGGACUACGUUUUCUAUACUUCCCUGGAGCGGCUUUUCUUUUUUUCUUUUAUCCGCAUGAAAGGACCCCUACCUACCGCAUUUCUGUUCCAGCAACGUGGACUUUAAGCCGGGAGAAUAACGCCACUGUGACGGACCCAGGAGCAGACUUGGUGGACACCCUUAAAGGAAUGCUGCUGUCCAAGCUCAACUCUCUGGCCCACAUCUCCGCCGUAGACAUGCCGGCGAAAAUCCAGCACCAGGUUCACCAAGUGAGGGAGAAGGAGCCGUUCGAGAAGCUGUAUCAGGUCGGCGCGGUGCUGGGGAGCGGCGGCUUCGGCACCGUCUACUCCGGGACCAGGGUGACCGACGGAGCGCCGGUUGCUGUCAAACAUGUGGCCAAGGACAGAGUCUCCGACUGGGGAGAGCUGCCUAAUGGCUCCCGGGUCCCUAUGGAGAUCGUGCUCUUGAAGAAGGUCGGGACGGGCUUCCGCGGCGUCAUCAAGAUGCUGGACUGGUUCGAGCGGCCGGACAGCUUCAUCAUCGUGAUGGAGCGGCCCGAGAACGUGAAGGACCUGUUCGACUUCAUCACGGAGAAGGGGGCCCUCCCCGAGGAGCUGGCGAGGAGCUUCUUUCGCCAGGUGCUGGAGGCCGUGCGCCACUGCCACAGCUGCGGCGUGGUGCACCGCGACAUCAAGGACGAGAACAUCCUCAUCGACCUCCGCACCGGCGAGAUGAAGCUCAUCGACUUCGGCUCCGGGGCCCUGCUGAAGGACACCAUUUACACGGAUUUUGACGGCACAAGAGUUUACAGCCCACCAGAGUGGAUCAAAUAUCACCGCUACCACGGCCGCUCAGCCACUGUUUGGUCCCUGGGCGUCCUGCUGUAUGACAUGGUCUGUGGGGACAUUCCGUUCGAACACGAUGAGGAGAUCACAAGAGGGCAGGUCCUCUUCCGGAGGAGAGUCUCCACAGAAUGCCAGCAGCUAAUCAAGUGGUGUCUGUCACUGCGGCCGGCUGACCGACCGUCCUUUGAGGACAUCGUCAACCACUCGUGGAUGCAGAGCACGUCCUCCUCCGGGGUCCCUUCCCUGUUGCAAACGGAGAAGACCGCCGCAGAGAUCAGAUUGCACAGCAUCGGCCACGAGUCUGUUGCCUUCGUUCCCGCCCCCGUGGCUGUAGCCCUGGCCCGCUGAUGGAGGCCCGACAGUUAGCCUUUGGAAACUGGACUGCCCAUGAUGCGGAAGAGACAUUUGCAUAAAAUACUUAUGUAAUAGACUCGAAGCAGAGAGGAGGGGAUGGGGGGGCGGCGCACAGGCCGACUGUACCCGGCACUGCGAGGUGUAACGGACAGAGGAAAACCGAGGUCAUGACAUCAUGCCUCGCUUUUAACCUCUUGGGCCGGACCCUCUCCGCCCUCACCAGCCCGACUACUUGAUUUCCCCCGACCCGUCGGGUGUUCAUCAGCCUGUAGGAGGGCGUGCUCCGCAAUGCAACGGACGCUUGCGUUGAGCUAAAACAGUACGCGCGCGCGCUCGCCGCUGUGCCCGAACGGCAAGCGGACGGCGUGCACCUGCGACCUUCAAGUGCCUUCUGUGAGAUUGUUGGGGAGAACCCUGAAAAUACUUGAAUUUGUGAGAGCAGAAUGGCUCUUCCUCUCAAGAGACCGUUUAGCUCCUUACUCUGUACAAGGCUUUAUAUUGUUUGCUUUUUUUUUUCCUCUCAUGGGCCUAGAUCAGUAAAGCCUAUGUCAUUUACAACCACUGCUAUCACUACUUCUACUACUCCAAUGUCAUUAGCAACCAGACGACCUCAUAGCUCCGGAAGCAACCCUGUGCAAACAAGUCAUAAAAAAAAAGUAAACACUGGACUUACCUCACUCUCUUUUACUACAGCGUGUGCAACCCUCUGUGUUGUACUGUACACAAACACAAGGCUGUGAGGCAACCACCCACUCACACCCACUCUGAACGCACACCACAAUGCAACCAUACCCAAAUACAACAACCUCUGCUCUACACUUUUUUUCCCUUUUUUUCUUAUUUUUUUUUAUGUUCAAACAGUGCCUCACACAGGUCUUACAAUUCAGUGGGGAUAAUAAUUGUAAAUAAUGAUAUUUAUUAAUCGCAGCGGCUUCUUUCUCACACAUUGACGAGCACAGAAUAUAUUUAUUUAUUUAUGAGAUUUUUCCGGCUGCUGGCGCGCAUCUCAUUCCACCGUCACUGAAGGCCCAACAGAUUAUUUAAAAUAUAUUUUUUUCUCCCCCCGACCAUAAUUAUUUAUGGCUUGAGAUUUUUUUUUUUUUUUUUUUUUUUUUUUUUUAAAGAGCAGGUGCGUGCGUGUUUGUUUGUGUAUGUCUUGUAAAUCAUUUGUGUAUAUAGUCCCCAAAAGCACUUCCAUCUUAAUGUGUCAAAGCAUUGAGCGUCUACUGAUGGUAACAGGUUUUGUUACUGUUAUCUGCUGUGGGAGCGAGUGUGUUCUGAAUGUUAUGUGUGUGUGUGUGUGUGAUGUGAGAAUGAGAAAACUCUGUUUUCAUGAUUGCAGUUUGGAUUGUUCCUUUUUUUCAUCCAUUCAAAUUAGAGUUGUAAAUUAUGUUAGAAACUAUUUUUAUACGAUUUCAAUAAAUAUUUUUUUAAACUAUGA